Messenger RNA from Erpetoichthys calabaricus (reedfish), 1102 nucleotides. RefSeq names its product nmrA-like family domain-containing protein 1. The transcript is spliced from 5 exons. The coding region runs from base 41 to 955 and encodes 304 amino acids. The record is from RefSeq and is a predicted model, not a curated record. Lineage: Eukaryota; Metazoa; Chordata; Cladistia; Polypteriformes; Polypteridae.
GCAGAGCGCUGUCUGCGGUGUGACUACGUUGAUCGGCAGCAUGUCGGGAAGGCCGCCGGCGGUGGUGGUGUUCGGCGCUACGGGCGCUCAGGGGGGCUCGGUGGCCAAAGCCCUGCUCAGUGACGGCUCCUUCCAUGUCCGGGCCGUGACCCGAAACCCCAGGAAGCGGGCGGCGAGGGAACUGGCCAGACUGGGCGCCGAAGUGGUCAAGGCGGACCUGGAGCGGCCGGAGAGCCUCCGCGUGGCACUGGGUGGUGCCUCAGCCAUCUUCUUGGUGACCGAUUACUGGGAGCUCGGUGACAAAGAGAGAGAGGUCGCUCAGGGUAAGACGGUUGGUGACCUGGCAAAGAAGCUGGGCGUGAGGCACGUCGUGUUCAGUGGCCUGGAGGACGUGAGUCGUCUGACGGGUGGGAGGCUGCAGGUGAGCCACUUUGAUGGCAAAGGGGAGGUGGAGCGCCACCUGCGCCACAUCGGCCUUCCUGCCACCUGCCUGAGGAUGGCCAGCUAUUUUGAGAACUUCAUCGAGCACUUCAGGCCACAGCCGGAAGGAGGAGGAAGAGGAGGAUAUCGCCUGGGUGAGUGUGAGAUUCCGAUGGCCGAUAUUCCAAUGGAUGGCAUGUCCGUGGAAGACCUUGGGCCGGUGGUGGUGACCAUUCUGAAGAAUCGGAGCGAAUACGUCGGGAAGGACAUUGGGCUGAGCGCCGAGCGGCUGACCGUCCAGCAGUAUGCAGAAGUCCUGUCCAGGCAGCUGAACAGGAGCGUCAGGGCCGCUGAGAUCUCCCCAGAAGAAUAUGAAAAGCUGGCAUUUCCGGGUGCCCAGGAUUUGGCCAACAUGUUCCGCUUCUACAGGACGAGGCCGGAGCGCGACUUGAACGUGACGCGGCGGCUCAAUCCCGCGGUGCUCGGCUUUGAGGAGUGGCUCAGCAGAAACCUCCACCACUUUGCAGACUUGUGAGGGUCCUGCCUUCCGCUCUCGAGGGGCACAAGUGGGCAGCGGCUGCUCCCUCGCCCCCAGGACAGCUCUAGGAAGACAGUGAAGGCCGUGAAGAGUUGGCGAGGCUUCUUUGAUACCCCUGCAAACGCCGAUGGGCUGCCCUCUUCA